AUGGCUGGAAUUGUUGUGGUUUUCGACUUCGACAAGACCAUCAUCGACUGUGAUAGUGAUAAUUGGGUUGUUGACGAAUUGGGCUUCAACGAUUUGUUCAAUCAGCUCCAUCCCACCAUGCCGUGGAACACUCUCAUGGAUAGGAUGAUGAUGGAGCUUCAUUUGCAUGGAAAAACCAAUGAGGAGAUUGAGCAAGUUCUGCAGAGGAUUCCUAUACAUCCCAGAGUAAUCCCUUCCAUUAAAGGUGCCCAUGCUUUAGGGUGUGAUUUGAGGAUUGUAAGCGAUGCAAACACGUUCUUCAUCGAGACAAUUUUGAAGCACUUAGGAAUAAGGGAAUGUUUCUCAGAGAUUAACACUAACCCAGGUUAUUUUAAUGAAGAGGGAAGGCUAAGAAUUUUGUCAUACCAUGACUCCAAAAAGUCUCCCCAUGGCUGCUGCCUCUGCCCUCCGAAUAUGUGCAAGGGUCUAAUCAUAGAUAAAAUCCAAGACUCAAUACUAUGUUCAGGAGAAAAGAAGAGGUUCAUCUAUCUUGGGGAUGGUAGUGCGGACUACUGCCCGAGCUUGAGGCUCAAAGACCUUGACUUUGUUAUGCCAAGAAAGGACUUUCCGGUGUGGGACUUAAUAUGCAAAGACCCUUUGCAUAUUAAAGCUGAAAUUCAUGAAUGGAGCGACGGAGAAGAGCUAGAACGAACUUUGCUGCACCUAAUCAACAAAAUUUCUUUGGAAGAAAGUGCUCAGUUUAUUUCAGCCGAUUGCAAGCUUCAAACUAUAUCUGCCUCUGCUCAUGAAGCUUUUCCUCAAGCUCUACCAGUUCGGCAAAGAUAA
Molecule: messenger RNA, 825 nt
Organism: Abrus precatorius (Indian licorice)
Lineage: Eukaryota; Viridiplantae; Streptophyta; Magnoliopsida; Fabales; Fabaceae
Product: inorganic pyrophosphatase 2-like
Exons: 4
Coding region: 1-825 (274 amino acids)
Molecular function (GO): phosphatase activity
Source: RefSeq, a predicted model, not a curated record